AUUAUGAAGUGGAUCAGGGCUUGUUUACAAACUGCCCAUUAUAGCUUCAACAUAAAUGGCAGCAUUUGUGGGUUCUUCAGAGCUAGAAAGGGUGUCAGGCAAGGUGAUCCUUUGUCGCCUUACCUGUUCACCAUUGCUAUGGAGGGGUUAUCAACUAUGUUGCUUGCAUCAAGUCAGACUGGUAGAAUUCCUUUUCACCCUCAAUGCAGAGGGUCUCAUUAAAUCACCUAUGCUUUGCGGAUGAUAUUCUGGUUUUUACUACUGGCUCUGCUCAGGCAAUCCUCCAGGUUAAAGAGGUCCUGCACCAUUUCUAUAAGCUAUCAGGGCUCAAGAGCAACCCUUCAAAAUGUGAAAUAUAUUUUUGGAGGAGAGGCUAUCCAGUAUAAGAGCAAUGCUCUGCAUCUUUCUGGUUUCAAGGAGGGUACUCUGCCUGUCAGAUACUCGGGGUUUCCCCUGAUGUCUGGAAAGCUCUCUUCUAAAGAGGUUGAUAUACUUGUGGACAAGAUAACUAAAAGGAUCAAAUCAUGGCGUGCCAAGAAACUAACAUAUGCUGGUAGACUGAAACUUAUUGAUUCAGUCUUGCUUGGAGUAGUUCAAUAUUGGAUGCAGCUUUUUGUACUCCCAAAGAAAGCAUUGAAGAAGAUCCAGCAGGUUUGCUCUCAAUUUCUAUGGCAUGGUAAUGAUAUGGGUAAGGCAAAGGUUGCAUGGGGCUCUGUGGCUUUGCCUAGGAUGGAAGGUGGUCUUGGGUUAAAGGAUUUGGUUGCAUGGAACCAAGCCUGUGCUGCUCGAUUACUCUGGUUUUUUCUUAUGAAAGCUGGGACCUUGUGGGUGGCAUGGGUGGCAGAAUAUAAGUGCAGGCAAGGAGAUCUCUGGUCAAUGAAAGUGCAGUAUAGUAGUUCCUGGGUUUGGAGAAGGCCGCUGAAGCUGCGUGGUGUUCUUGCACCAUGGAUUCAACAGCAGAAUGGGACAUACUUUGGGAAUCGCAGGAGAUGAGGGUUUACUCAGUUAAAAGAGUUUGGGAAACUUUGCGCAAGAAGAAGGCUAAAGUUUGCUGGUAUAAGCUCAUCUGGAGCAAGUAUUGUCCUCCUCGGUUUAGUUUGAUUGCUUGGCUGAUAAUACGAAAUACUAUCACCACUCGAGACAAGUUGCUGAAGUGGGGGAAAAUUAAAGAUGCUGCCUGUCCACUAUGUGGCACAGGAGUAGAAGAUCGUGAGCACCUUUUUCUCUGCUGCAAUUUUUCUCAAAGACUCUAUGAGCAGCUUCAUAUACCUCAUUUGAAUUUUCAGAAUUGGGAUGCGAUGAUGCAGGUUAUCACAGGGUUUAUCAGCAGGAGUUCUCAUGGACAGUGGCACGCGCUGCUGUGGUGUAUAACAGUGUCUUAUAUCUGGAAAGAACGCUGCCGAGUGGUACAUGGAACCUUAUGUAGAACGCCAUAACUUAUUGUUGAUCUAAUUAGAGCCGACUUAAUGUUCAUAUCUCAUGGGGAUAGAGGGAUUCGAGAUGCUUUUGUUCAUCUUGGUUACUUAUAGGCUUAUAUUUGAAAAGUGUAAGUAUUAGUUUUCGAGAGCAGGUGAGAUUAGUUUCAGCUAGUUGAGUGAUAUAUCGGGGGACAUCCUCCUUGGAAGCCCCCUUCGUUGUAUCGGUUACCUUUCCUUGAGAAAUAAAAGCGACUGAUUCAACGAGAAAAAAAUUGAGGUUUUCACUUAUUUAUAACUUUAUUAUAGCUAAAAUAUGAGGUAAUAUGAGAAAAAUUCUAAGUAAUUUGACUAAGAUUACAUGUAAUUUAGGCAAGAACGGGUCGAGAAUGAGGCGGGUCAGGGCAGGUCGGGUCGACGAGAGGUACCCAUGCCCGCCCUGCCCCUCCUACGGGACGGGUCGGACCCGCCCCAAAACAGACCAAACAGGUCGGGUAAAACAGGCCAGGUCGAAAUUGCCAUCCCUACAUCAAUCCCUCUCGCAUUAGGAAUGGCAAUUGUGAUAACAUGAUAAAAUAUAGUUAGUUUAGAUUCUCAUUUAUUUACAACUAUAUUAUUUUAAAAUUAUAACACAUUUAAAAUAAAAUCCUAAUUAAUCCGAGUAAAAUUAUAUAUUAUUUAGAAAAAACAUGUAAAGGAUGUCAGGAUGGGUGAGGUCGAGAAGAGUACUCAUACCCGCCCGCCCCCAUGAGGGGUAUGGGUUGCCCACUUUAAAGCACGUCAAAUAGAUCAGACAAUAUGGAUUAGGUUAAAAUUUCCAUCCCUAUUUCAUGAUAUUUUUGUAAUGACUUAUGUAAGAAUUUUUCAUACAUAUUAUCUAAAAUACCAUCUUUUACAUGAAACUUAUGUAACUUCUUUAUAUAGGGGUUAUAUGGUAGCAAAAUAAUGGGUUAUUUAUACAUGGGAGUACAAAAAGACGUAUUACCAUUAUAAAGUGGAGGGAAAGUAAUGUUGCAAGGGCGGAGGGUUUUGGACAUAUGUAAUUAUACAAUUGAAUUGAAUAGUGAAUAUCAAUCUAACUUUAUCUUGUGAAGAAAAAAGUGGAACCAGACUUUGUAAUUUUGAAGUGCGAAGGACAAGAUUUUCUUUUGGAGUUGCAUAAUGCUGAGAACCUAUUUCAAAUUAGUGGUAGAAGAGAAUAUCCUCCUCUUUUUCUAAAAUUGAGAUUAGUGAAAAUCACAUAAAUGACGGUGGAAAUUACAAAUCUCAUAAGUGAAUUCGUAGUUUGAAAGAUCAUCAAAGAUGGGAAAGAACACAUCUCCAACAAUUAUUGCAAACCGCUUGGAUGAGGUAACUUUAUUUUGCAUGAUAAUGAUGUUUCAUAUUUGUAUAAUAAGUUUUGCUUUCAAAUUUGUUAGUAAUGAAAUGAGAAGAAUGACAAAGACCUUUUUGAUGGUGGAGGAAUGAUGCUGAGAAACUAUUAUCCUAAAUUAUAAGGCAAUAAAAACACAAUCCUAAGCAAUCUAAGUAAAACUAUAUAAAAUUUAGAAAAAAAUGGGUUGAGCAUUGAGGAUGUUAGAAUCAAUGAGGCCGAUAAGAAUACUCACACCCGCCCGCCCCUAUAAGGGGUAUGCAUUGCCCACUUUAACACAUGUCAAAUAGAUCGGAUAAUAUGAGUUAUGUCAAAAUUGUCUAUCCCUCUUUCGUGACAUUUUUGUAAUGGCUUAUGUAAGAAUAUUCAAUACACAUUACCUAAAAUAACAUUUUUUACAUGAAACUUAAGUAACUUCUUUAAUUAUAAAGGUUAUAUGGUAGCAAAAUAACGGUGGUAUUAUUCAUGAGAGUACAAAAAGAUGUGUUACAAUUAUAAGUGGAGGGCAAUUAUUGUUCCAAUGGUGGAGGUUUUGGACAUAUGUAAUUAUAUUAUUGAAUUGAAUAGUGAAUCUCAAUCUAACUUCAUGUUGUGAAGAAAUAAGUUGAACCGACCUUUGUAAUUUUGAAAUACAAAGGACUAAGAUUUUAUUUGAAUUUGUAUGAUGCUAAGAAACUAUUUACAAAAUAGUGGUAGAAGAGGACAUCCUCCACCUCUUUUUCUAAAAAUUGAGGUAAUGGAGUUAAAAUCACAUAAAUAACAGUGAAAAUUUACAAAUAUCAUGAGUAAAUUCAUAGUUUGAAAGACAAUAAAAAAUGAGAAAGAACACAUCUCCAAUAAUUAUUGCAAAUGACUGGGAUGAGAUAAAUUUGUUUGGCAUGAUGAUAAUGAUGUUUCAUAUUUGCAUAAGUUUAAGUUUUGCCUUCAAGUUUGAUAGCAACGAAAUGAGAAGAAUGACCAAGAUCCUUUUAAUGGUGGAGGCAUGAUGCUAAUAAACUAUUUACAACUUUAUUAUUGUUAAGACAAUAAAAAUAAAAUCCUAAGCAAUAUAUCUGAGUAAAAUUAUAUAUAAUUUAGACAAAAACGGGUUAAAAAGAGUAAUCAUACCCACCCGCCCCCUAUAAGGGUAGGUAUUGCCCAAUUUAAACCAGGUCAAAUACACCGAAUAAUAUGGGCUAGGUCAAAAUUGUCAUUCCUAUUUCAUGAGAUUUUUGUAAUGGCUUAUGAAAGAAUUUUAAAUGCGCAUUAUCGAAAAUACCAUCUUUUACAUGAAACUUAUAUAUGUAACUUACUUAAUUAUAAGGGUUAUAUGAUAGCAAAAUAAUGGGGUCAUUUAGGCAUGGAAGUACUAGGGACGGAGCCAGGAUUUUUAAGUAGGGGGGCCAAAUUUUUUUCCAAUACACAUGUAUGAGAUUU
Molecule: messenger RNA, 4203 nt
Organism: Linum trigynum
Lineage: Eukaryota; Viridiplantae; Streptophyta; Magnoliopsida; Malpighiales; Linaceae
Source: the annotation of a GenBank genome assembly